UUGUCAGAUUUCAUCCAAAUGACUGGGACUCAAGAACGACCGAUGACUUACGCCAAAAUGAAAGGGCUCGUGACAUUUCUUUCAGGUCUGGUCAAGGGCAAGAAAGUUGGCUUCAGUGAUUUCUUUCACAAACUCGUAAAGAGUCAGCAGUUCUGCAAAUGCGGGGACACUCAAAGACACCUGCAGCGACAGAGCAAGCCGAGGAGACAAAAGGAGGUGAAAACUAAAUCGAGCUCUGGGAACACGGACAACUUACAAAUGAAACCUUCAGACUUUGAAUACCUCAAACUUAUUGGCACAGGAACCUUUGGAAAGGUGCUGCUGGCAAGACAUCGGAAACAAGGAAGCCACUAUGCAGUAAAGGUUCUGCAGAAACAGAUGAUCAUCAAAAGGAAAGAGCAAAGGAAUGUGAUGGUUGAGAGGAGUGUGCUGCUGAAGGGUCUAAAGCAUCCAUUUCUGGUGGGGCUACAUUUUGCUUUCCAGACACCAGACAUGCUCUAUUUUGUCCUGGACUACAUUAAUGGAGGAGAGAUUUUCUACCACCUGCAGAGAGAGGGCUCAUUUCCAGAACCUAGAGCUACUUUCUAUGCUGCUGAGAUGGCUUCAGCUCUGGGUUACCUCCACUCUCUUGACAUUGUUUACAGAGACCUCAAACCAGAAAACAUCCUGCUGGACAGUGAGGGUCAUGUGAUGCUGACAGAUUUUGGUCUUUGUAAAGAAGGUGUUGCAAUUGGUGGGAUUAUGCACACCUUCUGUGGCACUCCAGAGUAUCUCGCUCCAGAGGUGCUACAAGGCCAUCCAUAUAGCCCCGCUGUGGACUGGUGGGGACUUGGUGUUGUGCUUUUUGAGAUGCUUUGUGGACUUCCUCCUUUUCACAGCCCAAACAAGGAAAAGAUGUUUGAGAACAUCCUUCAUGCUCCUUUGCAGCUAUCCAGCAGGUUUUCUGAAGCUGCCCGCUCACUAUUAGAGGGAUUGUUGGAGAGGGACCCCUCCAGACGUCUAGGGCAGAGCCGGGACAUUGAGGAACUCCAAGAACAUCCCAUCUUUUCCUCCAUCAACUGGGAUGACCUUGUGGCCAGGAAAAUCCAACCCACAUUCAUCCCAAAAGUGGCAGGUCCUUGUGACAUCAGCUACAUUGAUCCAGAGUUUACACUACAACCUGUUCCCGCCUCUGUGGGGGGCAGGCAGCGACCAGUCUAUGCCAGCGAAGCCUUCCCUGGAUUCUCCUUCAGUAACCCAGAAGAGUACUUUGCUGCAAAGCAACCUUCAUAACAAUAUCAGAUCAUCUGGGAGCCUGUUUGUUCAAAUACUUAUUUUUAUGCUAUAUAUUUUGAAAUGUACAUAUCUUUUUAAGCACUUAAGCUACAGUUUUGAAUCCUAACAUUGCAAUUUGUUGCAUGUUGGGUUGUUUUCACUUGAUUACAUUUUACAUUAUUUAUUUUUACCAGUGUCAUGUCCAGUAUCAGUUCAUUAUAUGAGAUAGGCUAGUGACUAUUUCAUGUCUUCAUUACAUUUCAUGAUUUUGUAU
This is a messenger RNA of Cololabis saira (Pacific saury), 1528 nucleotides long. RefSeq names its product serum/glucocorticoid regulated kinase 2b (gene sgk2b). Lineage: Eukaryota; Metazoa; Chordata; Actinopteri; Beloniformes; Belonidae. The record is from RefSeq and is a predicted model, not a curated record. Bases 19 to 1272 code for a protein of 417 amino acids. Gene Ontology annotation, biological process: protein phosphorylation. The transcript has 12 exons. Gene Ontology annotation, molecular function: protein serine/threonine kinase activity; ATP binding.